AUGCUAAAAUUCACACUUUAUUGCCUAUUUUUCUGUGGUUUGGCAAAAUCGAAUCGAAGAAUCGGUGAUCCAUCAUCAUCAAAUUUUGCCAAUCCAACUUUUGACGAUUAUUAUGUUGAUUCGAUGGAAUUGCCCGAGAAAUGGACACCAAGAAUGAGAAUUUCGACGAUAUAUCCAGGGAGUGGAAGUGAUGAACUACAGACAACGAUGAAAUCACUCGGUGAUUCGGGCACAGAUGGGAUGACUUUUAACGAUUUCGUCGAGGCAAACAUCUGUAAAGCGAACAUCGCCCGACUUUGUUUUGACGAUGCCGACAAAAAUGGUGACGGAAUUGUGACCAAUGAAGAGUUGAGGAAUUAUCAACGAGAAGCAAUGAAUCGAGCAGACAACCUCUACAGCGAGUUUCAAAGACACAACUUUGCGCUGGCCGAUUUGAAUGGCGAUGGGGAAAUCUCGAGGAAUGAGGCAGCGAAAUUCGCACAAAAUGAGCUAAAGAUCAAUGCUGACGCUGAUUUCGAGAGAUUUUUCCAAAAAAUGGACAAGAAUGGAGAUGAAAUGCUGGAUAGAAACGAGUUCUAUGACUUUUUGGAUAACUGGUACCGAAAUGAUUCGAAUCUCCAUGUGAAUUUCAACGAUUACACUGAGACGACAACGGAAAUGGAUACCAUUUCAACCGACGAAACCCCAGAAGAGACACCAAUCGAAUAUGAUCAG
Messenger RNA from Mesorhabditis belari, 714 nucleotides. NCBI's taxonomy places the organism in Eukaryota, Metazoa, Nematoda, Chromadorea, Rhabditida, Rhabditidae. The record is from the annotation of a GenBank genome assembly.